Messenger RNA from Serinus canaria (Common canary), 1040 nucleotides. The record is from the annotation of a RefSeq genome assembly. NCBI's taxonomy places the organism in Eukaryota, Metazoa, Chordata, Aves, Passeriformes, Fringillidae.
AUGAAUCCACAGGCAAAACUAAUCUUUACAAUUAGUCUGCUCCUAGGAACUACCAUCACCAUCUCAAGCAACCAUUGAAUUAUGGCCUGAGCCGGCCUAGAAAUCAACACGCUUGCCAUCUUACCCCUAAUCUCAAAAUCCCACCAUCCACGAUCCAUUGAGGCAGCCACUAAGUACUUCCUAACCCAAGCAGCUGCCUCAACUCUAGUACUAUUCUCCAGCAUAACUAACGCAUGACAUACCGGACAAUGAGACAUCACCCAACUCUCCCACCCUACAUCAAGCCUAAUCUUAACCUCGGCAAUUGCUAUAAAACUAGGCCUAGUUCCGUUUCACUUCUGAUUUCCAGAAGUAUUACAGGGUUCCCCCCUCUCCACCGGCCUCAUCCUAUCUACUAUCAUAAAACUUCCCCCAAUCUCUCUCCUAUAUAUAACAUCCCCAUCACUAAACCCCACACUCCUAACCACCUUAGCUAUCCUAUCAGCAGCUAUCGGCGGAUGAAUAGGACUUAACCAAACACAGAUCCGAAAAAUCCUAGCCUUCUCUUCCAUCUCCCAUCUAGGAUGAAUAACAAUCAUUAUCAUCUAUAAUCCUAAACUCACCCUUCUCAACUUCUACCUAUAUACUAUAAUAACCGCAGCUGUCUUCCUAACCCUGAACUCAAUAAAAGUACUAAAACUAUCUACCCUAAUAACAGCAUGAACUAAAGUUCCAUCACUGAACGCAAUACUACUCCUAACCCUACUAUCCCUUGCAGGUCUACCUCCCCUAACAGGAUUCCUACCCAAAUGACUCAUCAUCCAAGAACUAACCAAACAAGAAAUAAUCCCUGCAGCUACACUCAUUUCCCUUCUCUCUCUAUUAAGCCUAUUCUUCUACCUCCGUCUUGCAUACUGUACCACAAUUACACUCCCACCACAUACUACAAACCACAUAAAACAAUGACGUACCGGCAAAUCAACCCACACCCUGAUUGCCAUCCUAACCACAAUAUCUGUCAUUCUCCUUCCCAUUUCACCUAUAAUCCUCACCAUCAUUUA